This is a messenger RNA of Musca vetustissima, 1554 nucleotides long. RefSeq lists its product as uncharacterized. Gene Ontology annotation, cellular component: cell periphery. The record is from RefSeq and is a predicted model, not a curated record. The coding region runs from base 1 to 1554 and encodes 517 amino acids. The transcript is spliced from 3 exons. Lineage: Eukaryota; Metazoa; Arthropoda; Insecta; Diptera; Muscidae.
AUGAAUGGAUGGACCAAAUGGAAAAAAGGUCACGUGUUGGCAAUUCGCAAGGGUCGCCUCAUGACUCCAAGCACUUUUACAGCCCUCAGCGGAGAUCUGCACAUACAGAUACAAUUCUCACCCGAUGACUAUGUAAAUAGCACCUUAAGAGGUGGUGGUGGUCGGAAACCUAGCCAGCAGGAUGCAGUGUCAACAACAUCACGUACCAUCAAUAAUCAGGAGGCUACAUCCGAUAAUUCUGUCGUGCCCGAAGUGGAGAAUUUCAUAACAAAUACCCUGGUCAUUAGUAAAUAUAUCGAUGUUGAAGAAGAGGACGUAUUGGGUGAGGGGGUCACGGAUGCCACAACGCCAAUGGCCACUUCAACCACAUCCUCCCGCACGAAUGACUCCUUGGUCUUACAAAGAAGGCGUAAAGAAAUCGUUCAAAACAUACCCGUCUAUCCGGAUCCAAGGCAUAAUGUUACCCAGGUGGCGGUACCCUGUCAGACCUUUAUGUGGGGUGGUCUCUAUGAAAUGCAAUUGGUCUCAAACCUAAAAAUUACCAAUAAAAAUCCCUCCAACCAAAGUGACUCAUCAUCCCCUACCCUUACCUCCGCAACAACCUCCAGCACGACGACCACAACCACCACCACAUUAAUCCCCGCCACCGAUGAACGUCUGCGGCAGACCCUAGAUGUACGAUGGCCCUCGGCCGAAAUGAUUGUUAGUCCAGUGCGCCUAACCACCUACCCCGAUGGACCCGUGGAGGUCACCCUACGCUUUCCCGAAGUCAAUUGCGAUAAUGCCUGGAAACGUGAGGACCUUCCCGAAUUUUGGCUUGAACUUAUCUACUGUGGCAAGGAGCGGAACUGUUCCCAACUGAUGCCCCACAAUAUCACCAAGUCAAGUAUCCUCUUUGCCGAACAGGUGCGAGGAUUUCCAAAGCAGAAAUCUUUCAAACUAUCCUGCGACCUCUUUGGCCUGGCCGGUAAUUAUGCAGUGCAGCUGCGGCCGAUGAUACCCGCUCCCCACCUACCUAUAACCCGACGCUUCCUCUCCGUCGAUUGGUCUGAAAAAUAUGUUUUCAACGUAUAUGCAAGGAGUAUUUUCCCCUGUGAUCCGCAUACGGGUAUUGGGGUACUCUAUGAAUAUCCCAGUUGUAUUUUGGAGCAAGGUGAUCGGGUGAGAGUCUAUGCCAAAUUGAGAGCCGAUGUGGCCUCGCUGAAGCCACCGACCUCCUUGCAUUAUAUAGCCGAACAGCGUGUGGUGAAAAAUCAAUAUUCGCUGUACUUUAAUUGUGAACUGUUCACCGAAAAAUAUGUGGAAUACUGUUUUGUCUAUGUGACCCAAGCGAUAUCGGGAGCGGUGGCGGAUGUUCGCAUGGAUUGUGUGCCGACAUUGCCGGUUAAGGAAUCCGAUACUGGUGGCUGGGGACCAUGGAGCGAAUGGACGCCUUGUUCCACAAAUUGUUUGGGUGGCACCAGAAAUCGUUAUCGUUUUUGUGAUUCACCACCGCCACGUUAUGGCGCGAAAUUUUGCGAGCUCGGUGAUACAGCCAUUAGUUUUGUGGACUGA